Nematocida ausubeli is the source of this 585-nucleotide messenger RNA. RefSeq lists its product as uncharacterized. Lineage: Eukaryota; Fungi; Microsporidia. The transcript has a single exon. The coding region runs from base 1 to 585 and encodes 194 amino acids. The record is from RefSeq and is a predicted model, not a curated record.
AUGCAGAAGUAUAGAGUUGUAACUUUUUUUGUAGUAUUAUGUGGGCUGAAAAACAUUAAAUCUAGUAUGGGUAUGCCCUGUAAUAAAAACAAUAUAAGCGGUUGUGCCCAAAACCAAUCACCAAUGAAUAUAGAAUGCUGUUAUAAGGAAAAUUGCAGUAGACCUGUUUUACAACAAGGAAACUGCGGUUAUAAACCAUCUUGUUUACAGGAAGAUAAAAAUAAAAGUUUGUGUGGUUCGGGUUCGAGUUCGGGUUCUGGUUGUGCAAAUAGCAGCAAAUCUGUCCAUGGGAAUAAACCAGAGGAUAAAGCCCCUAAACAUGACCAUAAGCAUGAUCAUAAGCAUGGCCAGGGAGAUGACCAUAAACAUGAUCAUAAGCACGAUCAUGACCACAAACAUGGCCUGGGAGAUGACCACAAACAUGACCAUAAGCAUGAACAUGGCCAAGGAGAUGUUCAUGACCAUGAUUUGGGGCCUUCAGCAGAUUAUAACAGCAAAAACCCAUCAAAUCCUUCGUAUAACGAAGAAUCACAGAGUGUGUCGCCAGACAAUGAACCCGAAAUAGGCAAUGAGUAUUCCUACUAG